Messenger RNA from Cladocopium goreaui, 1847 nucleotides. The record is from the annotation of a GenBank genome assembly. Lineage: Eukaryota; Dinophyceae; Suessiales; Symbiodiniaceae.
GAGUUGGGAAGCUAAACAGACCGAAGCGGCAUGACAUGCGCACCCUUUCUGCCCCUGGCCUUCCCGGCCUGCCUCUAUUGCCCUCGCGGAAGAAUGAUGUGCCAGUGAGUGCAUCUGAGUUACGAGAGCUCCUGAGCUGGACCCUGAAUCCACCGGACGCGGAUAGCUGGGAGAAGGAGACCAUCUCUGACCUCACGGUGUACCGGCUGACCGAGACGGACGAGGCAAGGCCAGGACUUCCGGUGGAACGUGCGCGCUGCGAAGUCACCCUGGAUGCGCCCAUUGAAGCGGUGUAUGCAUUGGUAGACGACCCACUGCAGCGUGCCAAGUGGGAUGAUGUUGUCGGGCAAAGCAUGAAGAAGUACAAGUCGCAGGGCCACAGUUUUGUGUCCUUCAGACUUGAAGGCCUCAUGGGUUUGGCUGCAGAAGAUUUCCUGUUGUGGGAUGCGCAGCAAGCGUAUGAUAGGAAUCUUGUUGAAUGUGAAGCAAAUGCACUGUGGAGCUAUGUUAUUUUGUGGCAACCCGCAGCUGUUUCACGGGAAGGCUUGCCACCCCAUGAAGGCUGUUUCAAGCCGGCUGCGUUUGGAACAGGCAUGGUUCGAGACAGUCGACAGCCGAAGAGCAAGACAAAAGUUGUGGCCAUGGCCCGCGUGCAAUUAUCUAGUAGCAUGCUUCAGUACUUUCUCCCAUCCCUCAUGCGAAGCAUGCUGUCUUCUCAGUCGCAGCGGCUGUUGGACAGGAUCGGAGAGCUGAAUGCCAAUGUGGGCGAACGCAAAGCUGUGCAAGAACUCGGCGUCCGAGGUUUGCAAAAAAUCUCGUCUGGGCCAACAUCAUCAACAUCCGUAUCAUCCGUUUCGAUGCUACAAAAGUCCCGCGCAGACAAAGUCGAUGCGUUUCUUCUGGAUAUGCCCGGAGGGCCCCAAGAGGCUCCAGCUGAGGCUGGUGGCACUAAACCACUUCCGCCCCUGUCCGCCUCGGAGGCUGCGACCCCUGCUGAUUUUCCAAUGGCUUCAGCUAGCCGCACUUCGGUGACGCACAUGCCACAAGCAGGUUUGAAGCUGGACGCCCAACAGCCAGAGACGAGUGCAAUCACAGAAAUGGACAUAGGACCGAAGCGCAGCUCAGACACGUCCUUCUUCUCUGCAAGGUCCACUACGCCUGCAGAGCAACCUGACCAACCUGAGCAACCCAAGCAGCCAGAGCAACCAGAGCGAGAGAGCUUCGUUCGCGUUGGCCCUUUGGGUUUUUCUAGGCCCUUCCGGCGAAAACUGGAACUUCCCAGCGGUCUUCAGGAUGAAGCAACGAAGCUCGGUGUCAGCAUGACCUUGGGCCUUGGCACCUUGAAACAAGGUGAGGGUGGUCCAUGUGCCACAUCGAGUGCAUCAGUCGGAGUCGAAAGCGACGAAUCCUUGCGACUGCGCCUUGGGAAGAUGCAGUCGAAGUGGCUUCAAGAUGUCAGUGAGGUUAAGGUGAGUGAUGUCCAGGAUCCGAAAGUCCCAAAGAACGAACUGAAAAAGCUGCGUGGCACCAACGGCUGGCUGCUCCAACUGAUGAGGGAAGCGAGUGAUGCCGAGUUCUUACCGCCUCCUUGGCGACCGAAGACCGGUCCGGGGGACACUGAAGUGGCAGAGGAAUUGCCGCCGAUUGACUGAGAGGUGGCCCAACUGCUCCACAAACUGCUCCAAAACGGGACAGUUUUAAAAUUUUAAGGUACUUGGGGCAUGUCAGAACCUAUGUUAUUUUCCUCGCUGCCCAUGUUGAUUUGUUCAUGUAUUUCAUGUGGUAGCUGUCCCGCUCGAUUCCUUUGUGUCCUUUCGCGAAAGCAUCUCUAGCGUUCUUCAGUAAAA